CCUCUCCUGAACUUCCAGGAAUCAAAACUCUGGAGUACCGGUGGCUGCGUCACACUCUCUCUCUUGCAACCGUGCUCGCUGACCUGAAUUCAUGGAUCUUCUGUUUGUGCUCGAGUCCAACGCCCUUUCGGUUCUCCUGGGGUUGGUUGUAUUGCUGGUCCUGGUUUUAAUGAGCCGCGGGCCAACCAGUAAGACCAGUAGGCUGCCCCCCGGACCCUCUCCCUGGCCUGUACUGGGGAACUUGCUGCAGGUGGAUGUGAAGAAGCCGUACCAAUCUUACCUAGAGCUCAGUCAGAAAUAUGGUUCGGUGUUCACAGUGUGGCUGGGUCCGAAGCCAGUGGUGAUUCUCAGCGGUUAUGAGACGAUAAGGGACGCCCUGGUGAACCAAGCAGAGGAGUUCAGUGGGAGAGCCAACUACCCCACAUUACUAAGAGUGACCGGCGGGUACGGGGUGCUGGUCAGCAGCGGGGAGAGGUGGAGACAGCUCCGCAGGUUUUCCAUCACCACGCUGAAGAAUUUCGGGAUGGGACGGAGGAGCAUUGAGGAGAGAAUCCAAGAGGAAGCAAAGUUUGUAGUUGAGGCCUUUGCAGCAAAAGGAGGAGCUCUUUUUAACCCCAAAUUCAUCCUCUACAACGCUGUCUCCAAUGUCAUCUGCUCCAUUGUCUUUGGAAAGAGGUUUGAAUACAACGAUGAACGGUUCCAGCGUCUUCUGCUCACAAUAGACAGCUAUUUCAAGGUUCUCAGCAGCUCCACUGGAAUGUUCUACAACAUGUUCCCCAAUGUUGUCAAACACCUUCCUGGAACUCAUAACAAGAUGUUCGAAGACAUAGAAAAUCUCAAGGACUUUGUGAAGGAACAAGCUCGCAGCCGGAAGAAAGACCUUGACCCUGACUGCCCCCGUGACUUCAUAGAAGCCUUCAUGAUCAAAAUGCAACAGGAGAAAGACAACCCAGAGACUGAAUUCCACUAUGAAAACCUGGUGGCGACGGUGUUCAAUCUAUUCACUGCUGGGACAGAAACCACUGCCUCCACAAUGAGACAGGCUCUGCUGAUAAUGCUAAAGUACCCCCACAUUCAAGAGAAGAUUCAGCGCGAGAUCGAUGCUGUGAUUGGCUCGGAGCGAAGCCCCUCUGCCCAGGACAGGCAGCACAUGCCCUACACAGACGCUGUGAUUCAUGAAGUCCAGAGAUCAAUGGACUUGGCGCCCACCUCAGUCCCUCACACAGUGAUUAAAGACACUGAUUUCAAAGGAUACUCCAUUCCAGAGGGGACCAUGGUGCUGCCCCUGCUGUCCUCAGUCCUGUCUGACUCCAAGCUGUGGAAAACCCCUGACAAAUUCAACCCAGAUCACUUUCUGGAAGAAGAUGGAGGCUUCAAGAAGAACAACGCCUUCCUGGUCUUUUCUCUAGGGAAGCGGGUUUGCCUGGGAGAGGGGCUGGCUCGGAUGGAGCUCUUCCUUUUCUUCACGUCUCUUCUGCAGAAGUUCCGCUUCACUGGGACUCAGCCCCCGGAAAAGAUUGAUGUCAGCCCUGCUCUUAGCAGCUUUGGGAAAUUGCCCAAAGCUUACGAGUUCUACGCUCACCGCAGGUGCUGAAGAUGGGGCUGAGCUGGGACUGAGCAGAAAUCAGAUAUAAUAGUAUACCCUUCACCUCCUCACUGGUCUAUUCCCUGUAGUACUCUGUUUCUGCCACAAGAGGGAGGCAGCACAAUGCAUUAUGCCAGUGCUGUCCAACACUUGAGCAUUAUACUGUGUUAUUCAUUCAAUAAAAUAUAUCCCCUAUCUGUC
Molecule: messenger RNA, 1786 nt
Organism: Polyodon spathula (Mississippi paddlefish)
Lineage: Eukaryota; Metazoa; Chordata; Actinopteri; Acipenseriformes; Polyodontidae
Product: cytochrome P450 2M1-like
Exons: 9
Coding region: 92-1594 (500 amino acids)
Biological process (GO): xenobiotic metabolic process
Cellular component (GO): cytoplasm; intracellular membrane-bounded organelle
Molecular function (GO): oxidoreductase activity, acting on paired donors, with incorporation or reduction of molecular oxygen, reduced flavin or flavoprotein as one donor, and incorporation of one atom of oxygen; heme binding; iron ion binding
Source: RefSeq, a predicted model, not a curated record